Protopolystoma xenopodis is the source of this 306-nucleotide messenger RNA. NCBI's taxonomy places the organism in Eukaryota, Metazoa, Platyhelminthes, Monogenea, Polystomatidea, Polystomatidae. The record is from the annotation of a GenBank genome assembly.
AUGAAAAAAAGCGGCAAAGGCAAUUGGAUCCAUUUUAUGAAACUUGCUCGGCUAAUUCGUCUGGCUCGGCUCUACCAGAAAAUCGAGCGCUAUUCUCAAUAUAGUGCUGUGGUACUUGGCCUUCUGAUGUGCAUGUUCUUCUUGCUAGCCCAUUGGUUUGCGUGCAUUUGGUACGGCUUGGGCCGCCUCGAGUUGCAAGGAGAUCUUACCAAAAAUUACAGUAAGCCACUCUGCUUUAUAACGGACAAAUUGCUCUUUUCUAUUGGUGAUAGCAACCAAAAGCCAUUGUGGUAUGUUAGAUGUUAA